AUGGAAGACAGCACAUCAACCCCAAAGGAUCGCAGUCGAGUGAAUUCGCCUGCCAUUAUGAGUAAUCCAGGAACUCCGCGAUCUGAAGACGUAAGAGCUACACCCUCCCCAAAUCAAAUGAGAAGGGGGCACAACCCUGCACAAGCCAUGCAACUCAGUCAGCAGCAACUGAUGCAGCUGCAGCAGCAACAUCUUCAGCAACUUCAGAACCAGCAACUAGCCCAGCAGCAGCAAUCUCAGAGCAAAUACACACAGCUGCUUGCUGUUAUUGAGGACAUGGGAAGAGAUAUUCGACCAACUUACGCUGGAAGUAAGACCUCCGUAGAGAGACUGAAGCGUGGAAUUGUUCACGCACGUAUUCUUGUUCGAGAGUGUUUGAUGGAAUGCGAAAGAAGUGCCAGGACCUAA
This is a messenger RNA of Saccostrea cuccullata (small rock oyster), 408 nucleotides long. Its product is annotated as cyclin-dependent kinase 2-associated protein 1-like. The transcript has a single exon. The record is from RefSeq and is a predicted model, not a curated record. Gene Ontology annotation, cellular component: nucleus; cytoplasm. Bases 1 to 408 code for a protein of 135 amino acids. NCBI's taxonomy places the organism in Eukaryota, Metazoa, Mollusca, Bivalvia, Ostreida, Ostreidae.